AUGAAUAUAAUCCAGCUAAGACAGGCUAUAAUGCGCCAGACUUUAGAAAACUGGGAAGGAGGCGUUAGAAUAGGGGGGGUUCAGAUAACGAACCUGAGAUAUGCCGACGACACCACACUUCUUGCUUCAUCUGAGGCGGAGAUGAAGGAGCUUCUGGACAGAUUAGAGGCUAUAAGCCUAAACAUGGGACUAGCAAUUAACAAAAGCAAGACCAAGCUGCUAGUCGUAGACCGCUUCUCAUCCACUCAGCGUACGGACCUUUUGGCAGAAUACGAGGCCGUGGACCAGUUUGUCUACCUUGGUUCUGUGAUCACGGAUAAGGGGAGCUGUGAGCCUGAAAUACGCCGACGAAUUGGAAUGGCUAAAACAGCUAUGACGCAGUUGAGCAAAGUUUGGAAAGAUCAGCUGAAGGUCACCAAGCGCCUACUGACUACGCGCCAGGAAAGGAUCCGGAGUUUCUUUGGGCACAUAAUGCGAUCCCCAUUGAACAGCCUGGAGAAGCUCAGAAUUCUCGGACAAAUUGAGGGGAAGCGCGCUAGAGGAAGAGCGCCAGCUAGAUGGGUGGCCCAACUCAAGGAGAUGAGUGGAGGCCAGAUACUGGGAGCGAAACAAGGAAGUUGUAAGCAUAAUUUCAUGCUAAACAAGGAGUACGCUGUAUUGAACUAUGACGUCAGUGUUCACACCAUGUAA
Molecule: messenger RNA, 690 nt
Organism: Bombyx mori (domestic silkworm)
Lineage: Eukaryota; Metazoa; Arthropoda; Insecta; Lepidoptera; Bombycidae
Exons: 3
Coding region: 1-690 (229 amino acids)
Source: RefSeq, a predicted model, not a curated record